UUUGUACCCUUUGACAUUUCAAUUUCAUGCUGAUUGUGUAAACUUUUUUGUGUAAAUUGCAUAUUUACAUUUUCCUGAAUUUACCUGAAAGGAUUUCACAAUUGUUAACUUUUGGUGAAAAUAUUUCAAUAUGUACACAGUGAUACGUCGGAAUCGGUUAAUUACUAGCUUGAAGAACUGUCAAUGCAUAAGCAAUCGAAAUGCCGGUUACAUAGUUUUGGUCCCUGAGAUUGGAGAAGAUACGCAUUCAGCCGAUGCUGUUAUGAAACCGGAUGGAUUACCAGCAUUUAGUGAUAUCACUAUUGAAAAUUGCCUGGGCGCCAUAGGACAACAGGCAGGAUUAGUGGAGAAAACUGUGAAAAGCUUAGAAAAUGAUAUCGAGCAGAAAAACAUAUCGGUUAGUAAUCUUCGAAGCAUAUUUGAAGAAUUGGAUAGAGUUGCAGGUCCUCUAGACACGACGUGGGGUAUCGCUAAAGCACUCUAUCUAGGCAAUAGCACAUUGAUACCAACUAAAUCAUACAUGAAUAUUCAUGAGCGUGCACGAAUCGCCCGUGCUUCAAAAUAUAAUAGUAAAAUUCUAUAUGAUGCCCUUUCCCAACACUCAGACAAUGUUCAAGGCGAAGAGUCACGCUUGCUACAGCGCUUCUUAUUAGAGGGCAAAUUAAAUGGUUUAACACAUACGCAAGAUAAACGAGACACCCUCAGAGACAUCCUCGUACAAUUAGGCAAAGAACGUGCAAGUUUUAAAAACAAGGUGAAUAUGGCUGUACACACAUUUGGACACGGCAUAAAAGACUUCAACUUGGUUCGUGAUUUCCCUGUGACAUUGUUAGAAGCAAUAUCGAAAGAUCCUGCUUCACCAACUCAAGGACCUUGGAAGAUAACUCUACAACCACAAAUUGUGGAGGGAUUUUUAAAAUACUGCCCUGACCGUAUGCAGAGAUGGAAUGUCUGGCAGGCCAAUGUACGAAAAGCAUCGGGACAGCAAGAACGCAGUUUAGAAAACAGUACGCAUUUGGAGGGUAUAAGGUCUCUGCGGAAACGACAAGCUAAUUUGUUAGGUUACCCCACCUACGCAGCAAUGUCGAUGCAAACGAAGAUGGUUAAAAGUGUGGACAACUUAAAACAAAUAUUUGCAAACCUAUUAAAGUUUGCCGGGCCUGCACAAUCAACUGAAAUUGAACAACUGCAAAACUUUGCGAUCGACAGCGGAUUUCAGAAUAAAUUGGAUGUGUAUGAUGUCGCUUACUGGCAACGCAAGCAUUUAAUAGCUAACCAUCAAUUAAACGAAGAAAAUCUACGCGAAUAUUUCCCAUUACCAAACGUAUUUUCAGGGCUUUUUAAACUAAGCGAGGAUUUGUUCAAUAUUCGUAUCGUUGAACGUAAGAAUGUGGAGGUUUGGCAACCCGCUGUAAAAUACUAUGAUGUUUUCGAUAAUAGUGGUGGAGUAGCACCAGUUGGUGGCUUUUAUAUAGAUUGUUAUUCCAAAGAGAAUAAGUUUGGCAAAAAUAACGGCUGGAUGGUGAGCAUACGAAACCGCAAUACUUCUGCAGAGCUUACACCCUUGUGUGCUUUAAUCUUUAACUUUACGAAGCCAUCGCAAGGCACACCAUACCUGCUUAGCUUCGAUGACCUGCAUAUGGUAUUCAAAACAUUCGGCUCAGCUUUGCAACAUUUACUUACUAAGGCACCAUACACAGACCUAGCUGGUCUUUCUAACAUUGAAUGGGACGCAUCUCAAGUAGCGGGAAAUGUUAUGUGUAAUUUCCUUGAUAAUCCAGCGACUUUAAAACAACUUUCUCAGCAUUAUACAAGCAAAGAGGCCUUAUCCGAUAAUGAAUUUCAAAAAAUUCCUUUAAUCAAGACAAGUCUGGCUGGUUUUAACCUCUGUCAGGAACUUUACUUUGCUGACCUAGAUAUUGAACUGCAUCAAUCAGAUGCAUUCUGGCUUGAUGUGGUGAAAAAGCUAUGGCCCGUCUAUCAUUGCAUGCCUCUAGAUAAAAAGGAUGCCCAUCCUUGUUCCAUGACGGAAAUAUUCUCCGGCGAUUGGGCUGCUGCUCAAUUCAGUCAUCUUUAUUCAAAAGUAAUAGCGGCUGAUAUUAGUUCGGAGUUUGCAGGUAAAUCUGAUGCUGAGGUAGCAACGACUGGGCAACGCUUCAAGGAAACAUUCUUAGCCUUGGGUGGUUCUGUGCCAACAGCAGAAGUAUUUCGCCGUUUUCGUGGACGCGAUCCCUCAGUGGAAGCAUUGCUUAAAUCUUUAAAUAUACUAAACAAAACGCAGACAACUGGUGAUAUAUAAAUGGCGUUAUAUACAUAACUACAUACCGAAUGAUUAAUGUGACACAAUCGCAUCUGUUUUGUUUUGUUUUUAGUUUAAUUAUUUGCAACAUAUAAGAAUGAAAUGAAAAUGGUUUUUAUUUAUAUUGCAUAUAUGUAUAUGUGCAUGUAAAAACGCCAGUUCAUAAUACGAUAAUUUGUAGUAUAGACGAAAAAAAUAAGAAAUGGUUUGAAAUGUAAUUGUAGAAAAGCAGCUGAGUAUUCGCUUAGUAGCAUUGUAAACCACUUGCUGCGCUCGAUCACAGCACAAACUAUGAAUUGAUAAAAUAAAUGAAGAUGUAUUUGGUUUUGUGCACACUGUGAUGGGGGAAAAAUAAACAAAAUAUUCUAAAAAAUCGAA
Molecule: messenger RNA, 2677 nt
Organism: Ceratitis capitata (Mediterranean fruit fly)
Lineage: Eukaryota; Metazoa; Arthropoda; Insecta; Diptera; Tephritidae
Product: probable cytosolic oligopeptidase A
Exons: 3
Coding region: 131-2299 (722 amino acids)
Biological process (GO): proteolysis; peptide metabolic process
Molecular function (GO): metalloendopeptidase activity
Source: RefSeq, a predicted model, not a curated record